Rhopalosiphum padi (bird cherry-oat aphid) is the source of this 678-nucleotide messenger RNA. RefSeq names its product gastrula zinc finger protein XlCGF49.1-like. NCBI's taxonomy places the organism in Eukaryota, Metazoa, Arthropoda, Insecta, Hemiptera, Aphididae. The record is from RefSeq and is a predicted model, not a curated record. The transcript has a single exon. Bases 1 to 678 code for a protein of 225 amino acids. Gene Ontology annotation, molecular function: RNA polymerase II cis-regulatory region sequence-specific DNA binding; DNA-binding transcription factor activity, RNA polymerase II-specific. Gene Ontology annotation, biological process: regulation of transcription by RNA polymerase II.
AUGUCAUUUGUUCAGAAGAGUCAUCUGACAAUGCGUCGACGGACAGGAACGAGAAAAAAUCGCUAUCCACGCUACGUUUGUUAUCCGAGGAUUGAUACUAACAGGAAUGACAGUGAAUUGACAGUACACCCGCGUAUGUGCACGGAUAAGAAAUCAUACUCAUGCGACGUGUGUGACAAGGAGUUUAUCAGUAAUAGCCAACUGAUAAUACACCGGCGGACGCACACGGGUGAAACACCGUACGAAUGUGACUUGUGCGGUAAGUCGUUCUCUCAAAGAAGCAAUUUGACCAGUCACCUAAGGACGCAUACGGGUGAAAGGCCGUACUCUUGUAACGUAUGCUACAAGUCGUUCUCUCAAAAGUUCACUUUGGCCAAUCACAUGCGGACGCACACAGGUGAAAAACCGUACAAUUGUGACUUGUGUGGUAAGUCGUUCUCUCAAAGAAGCAAUUUGACCAGUCACCUAAGGGCGCAUACGGGUGAAAGGCCGUACUCUUGUAACGUAUGCUACAAGUCGUUCUCUCAAAAGCUCACUUUGGCCAAUCACCUGCGGACGCAUACAGGUGAAAAACCGUACAAUUGUGACAAAUGCAAUAAGUCGUUCUCGCAAAGAAGCAAUUUGACCAGUCACCUGCGGACGCACACAGGUGAAAAGCCGUACCACUGCGACGUGUGA